Messenger RNA from Vavraia culicis subsp. floridensis, 372 nucleotides. RefSeq lists its product as uncharacterized. Gene Ontology annotation, biological process: DNA-templated transcription initiation. The transcript has a single exon. Lineage: Eukaryota; Fungi; Microsporidia; Pleistophoridae. Gene Ontology annotation, cellular component: RNA polymerase complex. Gene Ontology annotation, molecular function: nucleotide binding. The record is from RefSeq and is a predicted model, not a curated record. The coding region runs from base 17 to 355 and encodes 112 amino acids.
CAAUUUUUUCAUCCCCAUGUCCCAAAAUACGUCUCAUCCACUAACAAUCUCUGAGGCGUUCCACCAUCUUGCGGAACAGCGCCCUAGGAUCGUAAAAAAGGACGUUAAAUUUCGUAGAAUUUUUGAAAAUACGUAUGAUUACUGCCAGCAGCAUACCAGGGUUUCGUCGACAUCGCUGAUGGAGAACUUGAGGACGUCGCUCGUUGAGCUGGGACUGAGUGAGGAUGAGGUUGCGAUUGUGGCAUCGCUGUUUCCACAGAGUGUGGAUGAGAUUAGGAUAUUGGUUGAUAGUCUGGGGAGACUUGAUGAGCAGACGCUUAUCAAAGUUAUAAAUAAGAUCAAUAGUGUGUCUUAGGAUAAUAAAUUUCCGUU